UUCUCUUUCUCCGGUGGCGUUUUGCUCCUUUUCACUAUAACUUUGUGACGGCGUGCACAGAUCUUAAACUCGUUUUUUUUGUUAGAUUCUUUUUGUGGUAACAGAGCAGAAGAGCUAACAUGCGGAGUCUGAUCUUUGUGGCCGCUCUCGCCGCCUUUGCUCGGGCCAGUGAUGUGCUCGAAUUCACCGACGACGAUUUCGAAAGCAGAAUUGGAGAUCAUGAUCUUAUUCUGGUGGAGUUUUUUGCCCCUUGGUGUGGUCACUGUAAAAGGUUAGCACCGGAGUAUGAGGCAGCUGCCACCCGUCUGAAAGGCACUGUACCUCUUGCUAAGGUUGACUGCACAGCCAACACAAACACCUGCGGCAAGUAUGGUGUCAGUGGUUACCCAACCCUGAAGAUUUUCAGGGAUGGAGAGGAAUCUGGUCCCUACGAUGGACCCAGAAGUGCAGAUGGGAUUGUCAGCUUCCUGAAGAAGCAGGCUGGCCCAGCUUCUGUGGAGAUCAAAACUGAAGCUGAGUUUGAGAAGUUUAUUUCAGACAAAGAUUCCAGUGUUAUUGGAUUCUUUGCAGAUGACAAGAGCACAGCUCAGGCAGAGUUCACGAAGGCUGCCAGUGCCUUAAGGGAAAACUAUCGCUUCGCUCACACAAACUCUGAAGCUCUCCUCCAGAGUAAUGGCAUUGAUGAAGAGGGAAUUAUCUUGUUCCGCCCUCCACGGCUCAGCAACAAGUUUGAAGACAGUUCUGUCAAAUACAGCGAAGGAAAGUUCACCAGUAACAAAAUCAAGAAGUUCAUCCAGGACAACAUUUUUGGAAUCUGCCCUCAUAUGACAGAUGACAACAAAGACCAGAUAAAGGGGAAGGACCUGCUGGUGGCUUACUAUGAUGUUGACUAUGAGAAAAAUCCAAAGGGUUCAAACUACUGGAGGAACAGGGUGAUGAAGGUUGCCAAAGGAUUUCUGGACCAGGGCGAGAAGCUGAGCUUUGCUGUUGCUAACAAGAAUAUGUUUGGCCAUGAAAUUUCUGAGUUUGGCAUGGAUCAUGGGUCAGGGGAGCUACCUUUAGUGGCUAUCCGCACCACCAAGGGAGAAAAAUAUGUCAUGACUGAGGAGUUCUCCCGUGAUGGAAAGGCCCUGGAGCGUUUUCUGCAGGACUACUUUGAUGGCAAGUUGAAGCGAUACCUUAAAUCUGAGCCCAUCCCAGAGGACAACACUGGACCUGUAAAGGUGGUUGUGGCUGAGAACUUUGACUCUGUUGUCAAUGAUGAAACCAAAGAUGUAUUGAUCGAGUUCUAUGCUCCAUGGUGUGGUCACUGCAAGAACUUGGAGCCCAAAUACAAAGAGUUGGGAGAGAAGUUGUCCAGUGACCCCAACGUUGUUGUUGCAAAGAUGGAUGCCACAGCCAACGAUGUUCCAUCACCAUAUGAAGUCAGCGGCUUCCCCACAAUCUACUUUUCACCAGCGGGACAGAAGAUGAGCCCAAAGAAAUACGAGGGCGGUCGUGAGGUCAGUGACUUCAUCUCUUACCUGAAGAAGGAGGCCACCAACACACUGGUAAUGCAGGAAGAACCCAAGAAGAAAAAGAAUGUUAAGAUAGACCUAUAAAAGCUCCAAGCUGGGACUUGACUUCUCGCCACAUCAGGAGGAGGAUUAGUCGAUCCACGCAGAGAAAGAACUAAAUUAUCUUCCACUCGUUAAGUGAACUACCGAAUGCUCUGAGGCUAAGUCUAAUAGACGUGGCCCUCCUAUAGGUCCUUUGCUGCUCUGGGAAUAAUGUGGAGGGGUAGCGGCCAGGACUUGUCUUACUUUUGAAAUCAGAUUUAUCGGGAAGAGGGG
Molecule: messenger RNA, 1832 nt
Organism: Thalassophryne amazonica
Lineage: Eukaryota; Metazoa; Chordata; Actinopteri; Batrachoidiformes; Batrachoididae
Gene: pdia3
Product: protein disulfide isomerase family A, member 3
Exons: 13
Coding region: 120-1601 (493 amino acids)
Biological process (GO): response to endoplasmic reticulum stress; protein folding
Cellular component (GO): cell surface; endoplasmic reticulum
Molecular function (GO): protein disulfide isomerase activity
Source: RefSeq, a predicted model, not a curated record